This is a messenger RNA of Theileria annulata, 645 nucleotides long. RefSeq lists its product as uncharacterized. Gene Ontology annotation, cellular component: mediator complex; core mediator complex. The coding region runs from base 1 to 645 and encodes 214 amino acids. Lineage: Eukaryota; Apicomplexa; Aconoidasida; Piroplasmida; Theileriidae. Gene Ontology annotation, biological process: regulation of transcription by RNA polymerase II. Gene Ontology annotation, molecular function: transcription coactivator activity. The transcript is spliced from 6 exons. The record is from RefSeq and is a predicted model, not a curated record.
AUGAAUAAUAAAAAAGAUGAAAUAAAUGAAUUUAUAUAUGAAUUUGAAGAUGAAUGUAAAAUUGAAUUUAUUGAUCCACAAUAUUUAUCACAAAUUAUAUUAGAUAAUGAUAAUUCUGCUCUAGAAUAUUUUUAUUUAAGUCCAUUUUAUCUGAAAAAUCGUAAUAAAGCAUUAAAUGAAUUAUUAAGAUCUGGUUUAUCAGUUGAUGAUUAUCAAGUUGGAUUAAUAUAUAAAGUAACAUAUAAUAAUUUGAAUGAAUUAUAUGAAGAUUCAUUAAAAUUUAAUACGAAUUCUUUUAAUAAAUCACAAUUUUAUAUCAUGUCAAGUAUAUUCCAUAUUACUCUUUAUUCUAGAAAUUUGGGACAUAAUGGUAUUGAAAAUACACCAAUCAAAGUAUAUUAUAUAUUACAAGGAUCAAUUUUUAUGUGUCCACCAUUUAGUACAUUAAUACGUACUAAAUUACAUCAAUAUAUUAAUUAUUUCGAAAAAUUUUAUGAUAGAAUAAAUGGAAUAUCAAAUUGGACAAUAAUGAAUGGAUAUGAUUGGAAUCCGAAACCAAGAAAUGUCAAUCCAGAAAUUGAACAAUUAGCAGAAAAAUAUAAUCUUUCUACUCGGAAUAAAGAAUAUACAACUGAUGGUAAUUAA